AAUUGCCAUUUCUCUCUCUGGAUGUUCAGGUAGAGAGAGAAUCGGAAAAUUUUGCCAUUCAUCGUUGAUGGCCGUCGCCGUCGCCGUUGCCGUUGCUAGCUUUACCGGCGAAUCGACUCAGAUGCCUCUCCGGCUAGUCCGUGACAUCGGCAGGAUCUCGGCCGCGGGAUUCGGCGGUGGUUUCAAGAAAGAUUGCGCAGAUCUCGCUAGAAGAGUAUCUCUUCUAACUUAUCUACUUGAAGAAAUUAGAGACUCUGUUGUCAAAUCGAAACCUAUCGGAGAUGUAUUGGUUGCUUCUUCAUCGUGCAAUGUCUCUUUGGAUGAACUUACAGUAGCUCUUCAAGCUGCUAAACGUCUUUUGCCGGCCGCUAGUAACUUUGAUCCUGAAAAUACCUCCGAUGGAGCUGCUAGAAAGAUCGCUUUUCAAUUCCAGUGUGUAACAUAUACAUUGGAGAAGGCUCUAGAGAACUUAUCAUAUGAACGGUUUGACAUUUCAGAGGAAGUUCAGGAGCAGGUUGAGUUGGUGAGAUUGCAAUUACGUAGAGCAACAGAGAGAUAUGGCGGCUCUUUGAAUUCAAAGAAACUAUCUCGCGCCUUAUCUGAACCAUUAGACAAAGAAACUGACUGGAAACAACCUAACCCUAGGGCUAUUGGAAGCCUCCAUUUGGACAAUGUGGGUAAUGUUGAUCAUGAGGUUAAAGUAAUGGAUGAUUUUAGCCAAAAGGGUGAUUCCCUUCAAGGACUUGGUGAAAAUCAAACAAACCAAGCUGUGGAAAUCCCUAAGAACAAAUCUGUUUCAUUGGAAGUUUGUCAGCCAAACGAAGUGAAUGUUCUUAACAAAGCUAAUGCAAUGAAGAAUCAUAAAGGGGAGGAGAAUCGAAAACCCAAUUGUACUAUUCCUGAUGAUUUCCUCUGUCCCAUUUCACUAGAACUGAUGAGAGAUCCUGUCAUUGUUUCAACAGGACAAACAUACGAGCGAUGUUACAUACAAAGAUGGAUUGAUUCAGGAAACACCACAUGCCCGAAAACACAACAAAAGCUUCAAAACCUCUCUCUCACGCCAAAUUACGUUUUGAGAAGUUUAAUCGCUCAAUGGUGUACUCGAAACAAUGUAGAACAGCCGAGAGCAAUAAUAAACGGAAGGAUUAAAAAGAGCGAUGGAUCCUUUCGCGACGUGACAGGAGACAUUGCAGCCAUUGAAUUACUCGUGCAGAAACUCUCAAGCUCAUCAAUUGAAGAACGCAGAGAAGCUGUGGCCAGGAUCCGAUCGCUAUCCAAACGGAGCACAGACAACAGAAUCCUAAUCGCAGAAGCCGGUGCUAUUCCAACCCUAGUCAGUCUUUUAACAUCUGACGACAAUCUAACACAAGAAAACGCAGUAACAUCGGUCCUAAACCUCUCUAUCUACGAAAACAACAAAUCACUGAUAAUGAUCGCCAAUGCCAUCCCAUCCAUUGUUCAAGUUCUCAGAACCGGGAGCAUGGAAGCGAGAGAGAACGCCGCAGCAACCCUUUUCAGCUUAUCCCUUACAGACGAAAACAAGAUUCUAAUCGGCGGUUCUGGAGCCAUAACAGCUUUAGUCGAACUUCUUCGAGUUGGAACAAUUCGCGGAAAGAAAGAUGCAGCAACUGCUCUUUUCAACUUGUGUAUACAUCAAGGAAACAAAGGGAGGGCAGUUAGGGCAGGGAUCAUUUCAGCAUUACUAGAUAUGCUUAAAGACGAAAGUGGAUCGAUGGUUGAUGAAUCUUUAACGAUACUUUCAGUUCUUUCUAGUAAUCAAGAGGCUAAGGCUGCGAUUAUGAAAGCGAAUAUUAUACCAGUUUUGGUUGGACUGUUGGAUACGGGUCUGCCUAGAAAUAAAGAGAACGCGUCUGCUAUAUUGGUUUCGUUGUGUAAGAGAGAUCCGGUUAGCCUUGCUUGUUUAAACAGGCUUGGCGCGGUUAUAUACUUGACUGACAUUGCUCGAAACGGGACGGAGAGGGCGAAAAGGAAAGCUAAUUCAUUGCUGGAGCUUCUUCAAUGAGUUAAUAAAAAAAGGUGCAUUUUCGGAAAUUUGGUGUUAUUUGUUUGUUUUCUUUAUAAGUGUGCGUAUUAUAUUUUGUUACUUAUCAAUCAAAAUAUUCUUUUCCUCCCUGACCGUGAACGUUUGUUGACAUGAUUCAUGUGCCCCCACUUUUUAAGCGUGGUUUACUGAGAUCAAGAGAAUACAUGGUGGCACAAACGUGCAAACCCUAAUUUCUGGCUCUCUUUUCGUUGUAUCUAAUUAUUCUUCUUCUUCACAAAGUGUGAUAAAAAAAGAUGUUCUUAUUGAAUUGUUUCGUUUGAAGUUGUGAUUCUUGAGGAAGACUGUUUUUUGUUU
This is a messenger RNA of Impatiens glandulifera, 2359 nucleotides long. RefSeq names its product U-box domain-containing protein 10-like. Lineage: Eukaryota; Viridiplantae; Streptophyta; Magnoliopsida; Ericales; Balsaminaceae. The transcript is spliced from 4 exons. The coding region runs from base 68 to 2023 and encodes 651 amino acids. Gene Ontology annotation, biological process: protein ubiquitination. Gene Ontology annotation, cellular component: nucleus; cytoplasm. The record is from RefSeq and is a predicted model, not a curated record. Gene Ontology annotation, molecular function: ubiquitin-protein transferase activity; protein binding.